Molecule: messenger RNA, 480 nt
Organism: Prunus armeniaca (apricot)
Lineage: Eukaryota; Viridiplantae; Streptophyta; Magnoliopsida; Rosales; Rosaceae
Source: the annotation of a GenBank genome assembly
AUGGAUAAACCCGAGAAUCGCCUAGGUGCAGCCACGACUAGACACCACUUAGGUGGUUUUAUCGAGUAUGAUGCGGACCUCGUGGUUGGUCCCGAAACUUGGGUUGAAUUGAGGCUUGUCGGUGGACUGAGGGAGACUCUGCCGAAAUUUUGGCAGAAAGUCUCGUGCCCUAAAUCCUCUCUGGUAAAAGAGGACAUAGUUUUAAGGAGUGAACCCGGCGUGGGUGUGAUGCCGGGGUCUCCGCAGGGUUCGUCUCGGGUUUCGGGAAAUUCGGGGCGGGUCCUGUCAGCUUGGUAUCAGAGCUUAGGGUGUCACGUUCCUAGAAACGUGUCUAUCCAAAUUGUCGUAUCUCAAUAUCCUAUGGAAGGAAAUGGAGGAGCUGAAAGUAUUGAAUCCGAUGAGAUGAAAUUGUCAGAGGAAGUUGAUGGACAAGUUACAAGGGAAUGGAAGAGUUGUGAGUCCGACCAAGGAGGGUCGUGA